Messenger RNA from Porites lobata, 15796 nucleotides. The record is from the annotation of a GenBank genome assembly. NCBI's taxonomy places the organism in Eukaryota, Metazoa, Cnidaria, Anthozoa, Scleractinia, Poritidae.
AUGUCAGAUAGUUUUCAAGACUGGAGCUGCAGCAGUGCAUGCUCACCACCUCAACACUGUCAUUUACCACGCUGCACAAAAGUUCUUUUCCCAGAAACAUUUAGUGGAUCAGGAAAGGCAAGUCUCAGCAUUGCCUGGGUUCGAACCGAGGGGGAUUAGAUACAAGUCGGUGUGUUAAGGAAAAAUCAACGCAAGACCCACAAAGUCAGAAAGAACAAAACGAGCUUUAAAGUUUGCUGUUUAUCGGGCCAAUAUUGCAUACGAUAAAGCCAUUUAAAACUUGCAAAAAAUGUGUUACCGCACACAUGUCCAAACGUAAUUUAAAUGUUUUGAAAAACUGUGUCUCGCGGUUCAUUAUUAAUCCGUGAGAAACCAAACAGAAAAAUUUGUAAAGCUCAGUGUGCUCUUUCGGACCAUGUGGGUCUUUUGUUGAUAAUCCCUUGAUAUAUGGACUCGUAUCCAGUCUAUCUCAGUUUGAAACUAUUCUAUUUUAAUAGUAACCAUUUAAAAAUGGUUACACGGCGAGAACGUCGAUACUGUCACGUAUUAUUUAAAUCAAAAUGGAGUCAAGUAGUUUGAUUAAUUAAUGACACAAACUAGACAAUCCCUUCCAUUUGUGCAUUUCAUUAUGGCGGAGAACCAUAGGCAAUAAAAUUUGGUCAUCUAUGCAUCCAAGAAAAUUUGGUAAUCACUUGACCGUACGCCUGUCCGUCGGCACCUCAGGAAAACCAACGUGAAAUGUCAUUUUCUAGCAAGAGUUGCAGCUCGCAAUUUUAGACCUUCAUCUUGAGCUUAAAGUCAGAAAGAACAAAACGAGCUUUAAAGUUUGCUGUUUAUCGGGCCAAUAUUGCAUACGAUAAAGCCAUUUAAAACUUGCAAAAAAUGUGUUACCGCACACAUGUUAAGCUUAAUGUCUGAACGAACUAAAUCAUUAGUCCUUAAACACGAGCGUGCAUCUCCCACACUUUGCUUGAAAUGUCAUUUUCUAGCAAGAGUUGCAGCUCGCAAUUUUAGACUUUCAUCUUGAGCUUAAUUGACAGCUGUCAAAUCAGGGUAUCCGCUGAACAGUGUCACAUAAUAUCGAUUUUGUAUCAUGGGCUUAGGGAGCUCAACUCAUAUAGGUCACACGUUUUCUUAGUUGUCCGCUGACCAGUUAUUACUGGCUGAAAAUUGAUCGCAGGCUCAAGUUACAGACGUAUUUCAUCGGAAGGUCGUUUUUGAAUUAACAGAAAAUCCUCUUUCAGCUCUGGCCAAAUUUACAUAUUAUACACUUUUAUUGAUCAAUCUUUUAAGGUCAGUGUGCACGUGACACUAAGCCAUGGUGAAAAGUUUUCUCGUGUCCACUCACCUGCUUCAUUGUGGGUUCAUUCUGUCAGUACACGUGGAUUUGAGGCAUGCGCACGUGUGGCAGGUGAUGGAUCAAAUGGAACUGGAAUCAUAAACUGGAUGGCUUUCGAAGAUCAACCACAAGUUACAUCUGGCAGCCUAGCGUUUGGUGAAAUGUGGACAACAGAAACCAAGUGCGACAUAGUAACCUUUAAACAGGUGAGGCGACAUUGGUUUCUCACCUAGGAACGCUUGAUCGACUGUCUAGAAAUUUUGUUUCUUUGUUACCCUAACGAAGAUAUGUGAAUAUUUCAGAACAUUGCUGCAAGACCCUUUGUGUUUGUCUCGGCGAAGUACACUCGAACCACAAAGCCCAAUGAUGCAGUGUAUGUUUGGUUGGAGAAUGUCAGUUCCAGAGGUUUCGAGGUGUGCAUCAGGGAAUUCUCCCCAUUUGAUGGAAAACACCAAGAUACAGUCGUGGUUUGUAUAUUUUUGCCAUCUGAAUACCAUCAUCGACAUCAUCACCUUUAUGAUAAUAAUCACCAUCACUACUGUCAUUAUUAUAGUUACCCAUCCCCGCGAUUAUCUUCACUUAAUCAUCAUCACAUUCGUGUCACUGAUAAUCAACACUACCACCGCCAACACUUCCAGUAUCCUUUCAACAUCAUCAUUUUCGUCACCAUCUUGAUCGUCGUUUUCAUCAUUUUAAUGUACUUUUUAUUACUUUGAAAAGGUCUUUUUUGUUUUUCAAUAACAAAAGGAUAGGUCACGGAGGUGUAACAGAAAGUUAUCAUUACGAAUAUGAAGACCUUCUAGUUCUAAAACAGUGCAAAGGUGCAUUGAAUCGGAUAAUUUUCUCGCUCCUCGGCCUUCUUAAAAAUAAUAACUUCGUUUCGCACUCGGUCAUUAUUUUAAGAAGGCCUCUGAGCUCAGGUAUUAUCCUAUAUAUGACUAUCAGGAACAUGCUCCUUUGGCUUGAGCAGAAAAAUUUUCUCCUAUUAGCUUACUGUUGUUUUUGCAAGGUUAGAAAUAACAAUCGUUUUACAGUAUCUGUAAUCAGAAAGUAUAAAUUUUGAUUUCAAAACUCUUAUGCUAAUACUUAUUUAUUUUAUACUUGCAGGACUGGUUCGCAUUUUUGGGUAACGGUUCCAGUUUCAAUUUUACGAAGACAGGAGAAGUAACUUUACCCAACAUUGGCAAACCGAUAGCAUAUGACAACUAUGGAUUCUGUCAAGUAUCGUACUCUUUUAAGGAUGUUAUAGUUUUUGUGCACGCCUUGUGUGCCUGUCUUUCUUUAGGAAUCAUGGGAUUCCAACCCCAUGUGCUUCGCGUUCAAAAGUUUUGGUUAUUCGUGUUUGUGGAUUUUGUGAGCGUUUAAUCGAAUUCAAGCCUGAGGUUAUCAAACAGCGACGUACUGGCCUUUAAUCCCUUUCUAAUAUACUUUGACAUGUUACACUUGGUUACCUUCAUAUUUAGAACAGAUUUUGCUGAGGUUUGAACAAUGUCUGAUCGAAAUCCCAUGGAAAGUCACAGCUUUGUUUUCACACUAAAUGUCAAAACAAAAUAAUAUUCUGUAUUUGAAAAAAAUAACAAGAGAGAUUUCGAGACUCUUGACAAUAAAACACCGGUUCCCUCAUUUAGCUAUUGACGGUUUUUUUUCAGUCGAUCAAAGAAAUCCAAACUCACCGAGACGUGUUAGAGAUUGCGCUCAUGAUAGGGUUUCGAAAUGACUUCUAGUACUACAUUCUGCCGUAGCGUGUACAUUUUUUCAUGUUGACAAAUUGACUGAAUGUUACACUCUUUUAACUGUUUUAACAGAAUAUCAACUACAACACCACCUUCUACGCACUACCUGUGGUCCUGGUUUCCGUUCAGCACUAUUACGACCGCAACAAGAAAAACAUCAUUCUACCAGAAAAUAAUAUUGUCACAGCAUGGGUGGAGGUAUGCUAGGUGAUACUUUUCUCCAGUUCUUCGCUUAUUUUUAAUUCUUGAACAUGCGGCGCAAAGUCAACUUCAUCAAAGCUAGUUAUGUUCCAUUUCAGGAAGUUGGCUUGAAAUCCAUGAUGAUUUGUGUCAGAGACUUGAGUGGAAUGGGGACAAAACACGAUCCUCUGUCGGUCAAUUAUAUUGUUACUGGAGGUGAGUGCUGCACAGAUAAAAUCAACGCUUCGAUGACUUCAGAGCAUGCAAGGAUGGUACAGAUGUUUAGUGCGCGGCUCUCGGCUCGGUGCGUGAGAUCCCAAGCUCGAUCCCCGGUGACAUCAUAUCCUUGUUUCAACACUUCUCCUUUCUGUGUAGCUUCAACUACCUUUAAAUACCCUUAAAAUGGAACGUUGAUGGAAAGAGAGGGGUAAAAUGAGCGAGCCGUCGACUUUAAGAUUAUCAGUUCAAUUUCUGUCAAACGUUAUCGACGUAAAAUAUGGUUCCUUUGACUUAACCUUUUUUAAAAAUCAUCUUCAGCAAGAGAGAAUAGCUCAAAAGUUAUAAUUUUUUGUUUCAUAUACACUGCAUAUAUUAAAUAACUUACAACUUAGAAGCGAAACUGUCACCUAUCGGGUACAUUUACAUGUGGAGUUAACUGCGAACUGCGUUCAUGUCUGAACGAACUAAAUCAUUAGUUCUUAAACAAGAGCGUGCAUCUCCCACACUUUGCUUAUGCAACGGCGAUUUCACAGAUCAGUUUAUUUUUAGCAUCCUUUUGGAGCACUACAAGGUUCCCGCGAAAAUGUAAGCAUCGUCUCGUAUGCGUGCGCAUCCAUAGUACGCAUAUGCGUGCGCAUCCAUAGUACGAUAAUAACGAAAAGAAAAAGUAAAUGCUGUCAAAACAUCAGAAACACUGUCUUCUAGUCUCCGCUUUUUGAUUAUUGAUUUGUAAGAAUUAUUUGAUGGUCAAAAUUCGAGGGAAAAUCGAACUAAAAAUAGACUGGUCUCUGAAUACACCGUUGCAUGGACACAAGGGAGUUGCUCGCUCCGUGCUUAUGGGCUACUGGUGAAACUAUUGUGUUGGCAAGAUUAGGAUGCUCUGGUAGUAAAACUAACCUCACAUAUAAUUUCAAGCGUAAUCAAGCUACAUUAGUUUUGUUUUUCAGACCUCGAUCCUUGCCUUAAUGUCGUUUGUCCGUCUUUUGGAGUCUGCAAGGCAUACAGUCCACGUGAAACACGCUGCGUGUGUUUCGAAGACUGCCCGACCUAUCAGGACCCAGUAUGCUCUGCGAGUGGAAAAACAUACGACAACAAAUGCUGGCAAGAAUUGAGCUACUGCAAGGGGCUGGAUAAUACCCUUGUCUACCAUCCUGGGAGCUGUGAAGGUGGGAAUAAUUGAUUUUUAGAGCGAAUUCUUAUAUUCAGGGUUCGUACUCUUUUAGGCUCUUUAAAUUCCCUUACUUUUCACGACUUUUUAUAGACCUUUUCAAGUUUUCCAAGACCUUAGGUUUAGUUGUCAGUUUCAAAAAGUUUUAAAAUUUUCCCGUUUUGGGGUAUUUUUUUUCUUAAACAGUUCAACAGUCACAAACUCUGGUGUUCACCAAAAUGCGUGCCGUUUGCGCUGUUUAAUUACUCCCCUCUAUCUUACAUUGUCCUUGCUUUGUCAUCUGCAGUAAGUAAACUACCAAACAAAACUUUAAUUUUCCAUGACAUUCAAGGACCGACAAUUAUAUUCCAUGACUUUCCAGGCCUGGAAAAUAAAAUUCUUAAAUUCCAUGACCUGUAAAAACCCUGUGUAUUUACGAUAGGAUGGUUCUUAGUCUCAUUUAUUCUUAAUACUCUUUUUAAAAGGUUUUCCAGUUGUUCGUGGCCGUGUUGACCUUCACCGAGCCCCAAAAUGGACAGAUUCCACCUGCCAGACGGUGUAUUUCCCGCGUUAUCGCUUUUAUCCGGAUAAACAAGUUCAUGUUCAAGUUACUGUUAAUCACGUGAAAUUGAAUGACUCCGUGACAGUCCACGAUGCCGUCACUUCAUGGACUGAAAGUGUUAACACCCAAAACUUUACAGUUUGCGUUUUGCAGGCAGGAAGAAAGAGCGGAGAAAUUCUUAAUCCCUUCGCGACAGUUGAUUGGCUGGCUUACCAAGGAGCACCACCCAAUGGAAUGACGGGAACGAUUAAGAUGCAAAAGUGGUGGUCUGGAACGAAAUGUGAACAUGUAGCUUUUCCCAGGGUAAAAUCACAAAAUUCUUUAUACCCUACUCGGAAAGGAGGCCAGAAGGAAGCACCCUGAAUACCCUGAAUGAAGACGAGCAGCCUCGUUUUCACCUUGGCCUCAGCUCCCAAAGUUAAGGUCACACUGUUAUUUUUAUUUAUUCAUUUACUUUUUUUUCACACUGUUAUUUUGGCCUUGUCCCCCGUUCUCAAGGACCAAAGUGUUUUCUUGAACAAGACGGACCGUUGCCGUCAAAAAUUUGGAAUUUAAAAAAAUUAUCUUCCAAGCUUUUUUAUGAAUAAUUUUUUUGGAUUUUAUUAUUGUUACGAACGGCAAAUGAUUGUCUUUGCUGUACUGUGGGAGCCACUUUAAUAGCUAGGAUCGGACGGCGCACAAAACGGAUUCUGUACAAUUUUUGGGACGAUAAAUGUCUAACCUCAGAUUCUCUAAUCUUACGCAGAACAAGUUUGAGGAUAUACCUCUUGUUCUUGUGACCGCGGAACACGUGAGGACUGGAAAGGAGUAUGAUGCAUCCCUUAUAUGGACAGAAGACCCAAAUAAGGACUCAUUUAAAGUCUGUCUUCGUGAAAUGCAGAACUUUGAUGGAAAACAUGAAGACAUUACCGUGGUAUGUUCUCGUUUUAAUGUUUCAAAAAUCUUAUUUUUAAAAAAGUUAAAUAUAAAAUGGUGGAAUAUGAUCGUCCCGUUGAGUGUAGUCCGUGGGUCAAUUAAAUAAAACUUUUACAAGUCACAGGGUAAUUAACAGGUGUAUUAUCCUUUUACAGUGUUAAGACUCUCCCUUCACAAUACCCACAUGUUGAACCCCUUGAUUUAAAAUGACCACCUUACAUUCAAAGCAAGCUUUAGAGGAAUUAUAUCUCCUAGAAAAAAAGAAGCUGAAAAUUCUAAGAAGUCGAACAAUUCUAGAACAAAUACCUUCCAAAAGCCUCAUUGCGCGAACAGAAUUCUCAAGACAUACCAGUUUUAAGCCAGUGAGCACAAACGCGGCAGGUGUCCCUGAAGCAACUAGCAGAAACAUUGAUUCAGUGUCAAAACUAGAUUAUGCCGAUCUGGUUUUCUACCCUGUACCACAAUUCUUACUUCGCCGUUUGCAACGAGUUCAAUUUGCUGCUGCAAGUUUUGUACUCGGUCACUAUGUUAAGAACUUUUGGGAUGUACUUAAAAUCGGAUGGCUUCCAAUCAAUGAGAGAAGAGAUCUGAACCUCCUGAAAUCAUGCUUUAAAGCUUUGUAUAACACUGAGACUUGGCCAGAUUAUCUUAAAAUAAUAAAACAGGAAUGCGCAAGGAACUGCUCUCAAGCAAUUCAAUAAGAUUAGUGGACCGACCGAAAACGGCACUUUCCAAGAUAACGCGUCGAAUCUGUUUAACAAUCUACCAGAAACUAUUAGAAACUGUGAAGAUUACAGAACCUUAUGUAACAGAGUACAGAGUGAUUAGUUAGUUUUACUGUAGUUUCGAUUAUGUUAAUCCUGCUUCUACUUUUAAUUACAUAUUGCAUAAUUUGUAAAUAACUUAUAAUAAUUUGAUUUAUUUAAUUGUAAUUGAUGUACUUUAACAGGCAGGAGCCACCCAGUGGAUCUGUUAAUAAACCAUUAUCAUUAUCGUUAUCGUUGUCGUUGUCGUUGUCGUUGUCGUUGUCGUUGUCGUUGCCGUUGCCGUUGCCGUUGCCGUUGCCGUUGUCGUUGUCGUUGUCGUUGUCGUUGUCGUUGUCGUUGUCGUUGUCGUUGUCGUUGUCGUUGUCGUUGUCGUUGUCGUUGUCAUUGUCAUUGUCAUUGUCAUUGUCAUUAUCAUUGUCAUUGUCACUGUCACUGUCACUGUCACUGUCACUGUCAUUGUCAUUGUCAUUGUCAUUGUCAUUGUCAUUGUCAUUGUCAUUAUCAUUGUCAUUAUCAUUAUCAUUAUCAUUAUCAUUAUUAUUAUUAUUAUGAUAUGUUUUGAACCUAGGAGUCACGUCAAAAUUAAAAUGAAUAUGUCCGUUUGUGUUAGUGCGUGCAGAAGUUAUCAUACCAGUCAAAGCGGCUUCUCUUUCCUCUGUUGUAGCCACAGAUGUUUGCCAAAAAACGGAUGGCAAAUUACUGAUAUCGCGGUUUAACUGAUAGACGAGAAAUGACAUCCUGACUUUAUUGACUAGUCAUAAGAAAGCAAGAGAAGGAAAGUUACAUCUAAACUUUCAUUGAUUGUAGUGCUCUUUUAAUUGUAAAAAAACUUUGUUUCAGAACUGGCUGGUAUUUGAUGAGCUGAGCAAACCGUUCUUCACUGAGGGUAAUUCUGUACGGUUUUUAAACACAAAGCUACCUAAAGAUGAAGAUAACAACGCUUACUGCCAGGUGAGUAAAAGGGAAGAAAAACACAGUUGAAAUGACAUAUAAAAGGAAAUACCGUAUUUAUUCGAUUAAACGCCGCCCUCGAAUAGACGCCGCACCUAAUCAAAAGAAUGAUGCGUUUACUCGACGAUAAUAAGAAAAACCUCGGUACAACUUGGUAAUUUACACCAUUCAGACACUUACGAUUUUAUCUCAGCAAAAUAAGAGAGACAUUGGAACCUUUAAAUUACAUAAUAUUUACAAACGAUUUACAAUAACUGUUGUCAGUGACUUUUAAAAAAGUGAUUUCGCAAUAAACGCCGCCCUUGAAUAAAUGCCGCAUUAGAAACGUUAAAAAUUAAAUUAACGCCGUGGCGUUGUUGGAAUAAAUACGGUAAACACAAAUUUUAUGGCGGAAUACUAAGAGAAAAGAGGGCGGAAAAAUUGUCUUAAAAAUCAGAGACAGAUCUCUGAGCAGCUAAGAUUCUUUUCCUGUAGCAACAAAGUUCAUUUUAAAAAAGCGGACACUUACUCCUUGGUUUCUAUAUUAGCGUAAAUUUUUUUUCAGCUUAUUUAUUUUAAAUUACAGUUUGUGAAGUUUGAAAGAAGCUACAACACGACACCCUCAGUGUUACUUACAGCCAAUCACAGCAGCACGGCUCCUGGAAACUGCGCACCAGUGCAUAAUGGCAUUACAACAUGGAUUGAGGUAAAAGAAAGGAGAAGUGUGACGUCACGUUGUUACUGUAGCGACAUUUGUUAAUCUUAACGACCUUUCUUGAUAGAGACCAUUUGCAUUGUCGAUCGAUUGCUGAAAACUAUGGGCUGGCGUUUUUUCUUUCUUUUCGGAAAUUUAUAAUUAUUGUCAGCACCCCGGCAUGUUGUGAUCCGUAAAUUUUGCUACCACGGUAACGUGACGUAACGACUUCUCCUCUCUAUUUAAAGCAUCUUGUUUGUUGAAAAUCAUUGUCUUUUUUAAGCAAAGGAACAAACUCUUAAAAUGAUGCAAUGUCGGAGUCGUACACAGGUGUACUUUUUCCUUGAAAAGUCAUUAUGUUGGAUCGUACGGACCUGCCUGACCUCCUAUUAGUGACGUCAUUCGUUCCACAGGUGGAAACCUAAUUGACUGGAAAUCUAUUUAAAUUAUAUUGUGCGGUGGGCACUUGAGUUUCCGGCGAAUUGAUGGAAUUGAGUUCUGAAUAUGUGCACCAGGUUGCUCAGCAUGAUUCAAAAUGGCUUUUCUAGAUGCUGCAUGUUACAUGUCAAAAAUUAAAAUCAGGUUAAAUUUUUUUAAACUGUAUAGGUUGAUCAUCAAUUUCGUUUGUCUUCUAGCGCUAAUUUAUGUAUAAUGAGGACUGGGAGACAAAGAAAAUUAAGAAUAAAUCUAGGUUGAAAAAUUUUAACCUGAAUUUAAUUUUUGACUCGUAACAUUUACAACCUUUGGAAGGGAGUUUUUAAAUAAUCGGACGGACUUAUAUCAGAAAGCUGAGAGAACAGACAGUAAACAUCGCUGAUCAGAAAAAUUACGUGUACAGGGUGUCUCCAAAGUUCGUUCCGAUUUUUUAUUCGCUUAACUUUCACUAAUUAUUAACAAAAACCUUUUGUAAAACUUAGUAUGUUAUUCAUUAUUCAUUUAACAUUCAAUACCUAAAGUAUUAGUAACCAGAACGUCUUCCUGUUUGUUUUCCGACAUUUUCUAAGCGGUGAGGUAUAGAAUGUAAGAGUUCCCAAAGCGUGUCCAAAGUCAUAUUCUUCCAGGCGAAGCGUAGUCACUGUCUUAGCUCGUCCAAUGUUUUUGGUGCUGGAUCUUUGUAUGUUGUCUCGUCUACGAUAAUCCAGAUGGUCUCUAGGGGUUAACAUCACGUGAGUUUGCCGGCCGGUCCUCCUUUGGUAUAAAGUUGACAAAUCCUUCGGACACCUUGCUUGCAUGAAGGGUGCACCGCCUUUUUCUCUUCGAGGCUUUCCAACUUUUUUUGGUAACUUUUCCCCAUACCGUACGCGUUGUGCUCGAAACUUUGAUCGAUAAUGUGAAGUUGAAAUUUUUUUACCUUUCUGUUUUGUGGAAUUAUUACGCAUAUACUUACAGCUUUUUCGAUAAUAUUUCUCACACAGUUUGUGAAAAAACGGCCAUCCACUCCUUAGUUUGUCUUGUAAGGUCUUUACUUUUGACCACUUUUUAGGUCAUCGUUCAGACUUCUUCAACAAUUUGGCGAUUUUUUUUUCGACUGAAUGGCCAGAAGACCAUAAAAAUAGAUGCCUGAGCUCUAGCACAAACAUUGUAGGCCUUCAUUUUCAUGAGGGAGUAGAGAAAAUAAAAGAAAACGAUAAAAAAAAAGUAAAAUACCAAAAUAGAAAACCUACAAAAUGGGCGGGAAAAGUAUGGCGGGAAAAACCUCGCGUACGUGUAUAGUUGGGGCAAAAGGUUAAAAUAAAAUUAUAAUUUCUUCAAAUUUUAGUUUGAAAUCGCCCGGCUUUGAACGGUUAUUUAGGUAAAUUUUUUACCUUAAUCAGUUUACAUUUGCCUAAACAAGCAUUAAAUGCUUUGCGCAAAAUACAAUUUACAAUCGGAGCCCGGUGGGCAAAUUGUUAGAAAGGUGUAUCAUCAAAAGAAGAAUCUUUCCAGUUCAAACUGAAGCGAAAAACCAAUUUGUGAAAACUGUCAGAUGCGCUUUAUUGGCACCUCUAUUUUUUAUUUGCAGAACAUGAACGCAACCGGUUUCAGGGCGUGUUUGAAGGAGUUGUACGAGACAAGAUACGAUCCCGUGUCAGUGAGUUAUAUGGUACUUGCAGGUCAGUUAGCAAGGAAUGUGGCUUUUCUUAUGCAGCAAAACCUUAUGUCUUAGUCAGAAGCAGUUUCACGUAAGCCACAUGCACAAAUGUCACGUGGAAUCAUUGCUUAGCGCUUUUAUAUCUUACUCGUGCCCAGUUGUCGAUCAGUUUCCUAUUGAUAAAACUAGAGAACCCUGGUCAGUGUUUCCCCUAUCCUAUCACCCCUCGCGCUCCCUUUAAUCACGCCUCUCGCGUUCUAUUCCCCGCGUGCCGUUCCCGCAUCCAAAUAGAGAGGACUAUUUUCUCAGCUUAUAAGAAUUCGUCAGCCUAAAGGCAUUGAUUGAGUAGCAUAAGGUGCUAAGUAUGAAUUCCGGCGUAUCUUGGCAAUCCGUCGAAUUACGUCUCCAGUACUCUACUAACUGACAGCAUUAGCCAAUAGCCAUUAGUGAGCUAAAGACCAUUUCUUAAAUAAAUUAAACUUUACGUUUCCACAGAUAUCUGUGAUCCUGGAUGGAGCUAUUUCAAUGGAUUCUGUUAUUUUACGAGUGAAAAAUGCGUUAAUUGGACAACAGCUCUAAUGAAAUGUCGUCAGGAAAACUCGGUCCUUGUUGAUGUUACCAAUGAUGAGGAAAAUGUUUAUAUUCAACAUCGCCACAAUGGAAAAAAAUCCUGGCUGGGCUUGAAUGACGUCUCUACGGAGGGUAACUUCACUUGGGCGGAUCGCGGUGAGGGGAACUUUACAGCUUGGGCGAAGAAUCGGCCAAACAACUUAAACGAAGAAGACUGCGUUCACGCACUCGGUCUUAGAUACAACUAUGAAUGGAAUGACGUGAAAUGUAGUGAUUGUCAUCAGUACACUUGUAAGAAAGGUAGGAUGGUAGCAAUAUUAAGCACUGUAUGUAUUUCUGUCUGUGUCAGACGCUUCAGUGGUACUUGUUACCAGUUACAGCUUGCUUUUGCAAAGCGGAAGUCAAUAAUAUUAGCUUACACUGUUUGAUGUAGCUGAAAAACCAUUAACAAAAACAUCUUCGCCACUUAUUACAAAGCCUAUCUUUUGUUUGACAAUAAAAUGAGUGUGAGCCUUCAUAUACAGACUUUGUAAAGAAACACUUUUGUAUAAUGAAAGAUGUUAUUAACAGUGGUAUGCCUUUGUAUGGUAGAGCUCGUUUAUCGUUGUUUUCAAGAGUCACUUAUUUGUUCUUCAUCGCAACGAAUCGACUGUGUACUGCUGGUCAGUGUGCUAUUCUUCAUCAGAGGAUGUUGUCGGUUUUCUACAUGUGACACUGGACGAAAAAACGGAUUUACCUCUAUAGCAAAUUUUGAGCAAACCAUCUGCAAAUGCCACAUUUUCUUAAUUUUGCUCAAUUUUACCCCAUGACGUAGGACCAAAUUUGCCAUAAUUUUGCAUUAAUGGCAAAGGUGGUAAAUGCUGCAUUUGCCUCAAAUUUGCCGAGUGUGUAAAAACAAGGAUAACCUUUACUUUAUCAAGGCAUUUACAGGGGUGUCAAACUUGAUAGCAAAAGUGAUAUUUGUCAGGUUUUUGCCCAAAUGGGCAAAAGCGAUGGACGAUGAAUUUUUGAACGCUUUUGCUCCCUAUAGCAAAUUCGGUCAAAGUAGUCAUUUCCCACAUUUUUGCUAAAUGUAGUAAAAGUGACCAAAACUCAUUUCUCAACAGUUUUUCCCAGGAUAGUAAAUCUGAAAAUUCAUCUCAUUUGUGUUUCUCCUAGUGUAGUAAAUGAGGUCAAAUUAUCACUUCUUCCGUAUCUUUUCCGUAUCAAAUAUUUGCAAAUGAUUAGUUUUAGUUAUAAGAUUUGCUUUUUUUUUUCUGCCCUUUCUCCUUUCACUUUGUUUCCUUUUUAAGCUUCGCGACCUAACUGGAAUAUACAGUACCUUGAUCACCUUACUAAAUCGUUAUGUGAGGAAAAAAAUAGAAAUGUACCAUUGAUCAUUUUAAGCAUUGCACUGUACUGUAAAGUGAUCAAUCAAUGCCUAACAGAAAGGAUUCCUCAACAUCAAGCUUCGCACCUAACUGGCAUAUACCUUGAUCACUUACAAUGUACAUGUACAUGUAGCAGCCAAACAUUCUAUUCAAAAUUUGUGGAAAAAUGAAGAAACUUGAAAUAUUAUCGGAACUGAUUUGCAGUUGAGGUCAAAAGAUGCAGCUAACAAAACAAAAUUGUCUUUCUUCAACUAUGUCCGUGGGUGUUGCUGAUUUAAACUUAAUUACAAACUGUUAUCUGCAAAACUGGUUUGAUGUUAAACUAAAGUUGUUGUAAUUCACUCUAUCAGUUUUAAUGUAGCAGUGGUAACAUUUUUGCCCAAAAGUCACGCAUAAACAUACAAAACUUUCUAGACGAAACAUGUAAAUUUGCACACAAAAAAUGCAUCUGUAUAUCUUGACAAGAAAACGAUGAACCUUAUUUUUAUUCAAAAUGUUUUAUAAAAGUGAAUGCCUAGAAUUAGGAUUCCUCAGCAUCAAAGCUUUUGAAUAUACCUUGAUCACCUUACCAAAUCGUUAUUUGAGGAAAAAAAUAGAAAUACCAUUGAUCAUUUUUCAUAAAUUACUAUAAAGGAUCAAUCAAUGCCUAACAGAAAGGAUUCCUCAGCAUAAAGCUUCGCACCUAACUGGAAUAUACCUUGAUCCUUACUAUGUACAUUUUGCAGCCAAACAUUCUAUUAAAAAUGGAAAAAUAAAGAAACUUGAAACAUAUUAAACUGAUUUGACCAAAAACUCACUUUCUUCAACUAUUCCAUCAUGGAAAACAGAUCUAUUUUUUCCCAAAACUUGGAUUCCAAAAUAGUCUGGAAGUAUUAAAAAUUCUAUCAGUUUUAUAUAAAAAUGACAAACCUUCAUCCUCAUUACGAAACAAAUGAGACAAAACAUGUUUCUUGAUAAGAAUCCUAUCCAGAUGAUCUCUUGCUUGGAGUAAAUGAGCGAAAAAUCAAACUGGCUUAAAAUAUUGAGCGUCGUUGACCUGACCGUUGAAUUGAAUGGAAGCCCGCCAAUCUCGUUCCCAGAGGCCGCGAUCUUCCGUAUUUUUUCGUAUUUUCAGUGUGGCAAAUAUGAUCAAAAUAGUCGUUUGCCACUGUUUUGCUCAGGGUAGCAAAUUUGGCCAAAUACCACUUUAUUCUCAAUUUUGCUCAGGAUGACAGAUAUGAUCAAAACAGUAGUUUCCCAUACUUUUCCCCACUGUAGCAAAGUUGAUCAAAUAUCAGUUCGUCUGUAUCCUUCGCUCAGGAUGGGAAAUAUUGCCAUAUAAUAGCAGUUUUCCAUACUUUAAGUCAGGUAAACAAAGUUGAUUAAAAUAUCACUUUUAAACUUUCGCUCAAGAUAGCAAAUUUGAUCAAAACAUCAUUAUCCACAUGUUUCCUAUUUUUAUUUGGUACCAUAAAUGACUGACAAACAAUUUAGACACCAACCAAAAUUUCAAUAAAAUGACUUUAUUAUCUUUAAUAUACACUGUACAAUAAAAAGUAAGCUAAAUUAAAAGAAAGUUCCAUUGGCCUCUGCAGGGCACUGCGUGUAUCAAAAAAUGUAUGCCUUUAAAUAAAAAGCACGUAAAUUGUGAAACUAACUAAAUUCAUACGUGUAUAAGAAUAUACAUUGGGUUUGAAAGUACAAGUCAACACAAGCUGGUUCAUAGUUAUCUAAGGUUGGCACAGGUUAAACGUAACUCUGUUUGAGUGGUAUACUUCAAAUAUACUCUUUCUAGGUUCAAUUGAUACUAUUGGCAAAUGGUCGUAAGAUAACAACACGUACGCAUCACUCCCAAUGUACACGUAGGUGUGACAUCCUUACUAAUGGACAGAACAUCAAGCACAGGAAAUAAAAUUAGCUUCAAAUUAUUAUGAUAAGCGAUAUUCCUCAAAUAAUUAUUUAUAAGAACUUGUAGGCAGUAAAUAGGCAGUGAAUAUAUAUUUGCACCUCGCCAUAAAAUAUAUAGUGUAUCUUGUGCUAUUCACUGACCCAAGGGGAGAUAUGAGUCAUUUUUAACCAAAUCAGUUAUAUAAAAAUAUUAUUUGUAAAUAAAAUGUGUUACUAUGCGAAAGCUCUGUGCAUUUGUGCAUUUAUAUGAUUUGGGACUAUUAGUAGCACCGUGGUUGCUAGUGAUUCGUGCACUAGAAUCGAAUUAGAACCUCACUCAUGGUUGGAGGGCCGCUGGUUUCGAUCCCAAGCAUUUUUAAAAUUGUUAGUGUGAGAAGCUCUUCUCUCAGCAGGCCACUGUCGUAUCGAUCGGCUGCCGUAUUUUCUGCUUCUAGGCAUCCACCCUUUGAAAGCUCGAUUCCAUUGUUUCUGUUGUAGGAUGGACUCUUAUGGUCCCUGUCAUGUUCCUUAAUUCGUUCUUCUUCAUGCGUGCAUCUUGCUAUUUCACUAGUGUAUACUUCAACGCAUUUGCGAGCAAUCUGAUAAGGUACCCUAUCUUGUUUUCGUGAGUACCUAUCUCGACACCGCCGUUAUAUAACAUAUACCAAUUAAACAUUUUAUUUUAUCCUGUCUUUUAAUUAGAUUUCAACGAAUGCGAAAAGAAGACACAUUAUUGUCACCCAUUUGCCCAAUGUGUCAAUGAACGUGGAUCCUAUUCAUGCAAGUGCAAGCCUGGGUACGUUGGAAACGGAAGUAAUUGUGUUAAGGCAAAACCAAGAUCCUGCUCUGAAAUCAGGAAACACUUCAGCAGUAGCGGGAACUAUGUGAUUGAUCCAGAUGGCGAGGGAGGUCUGCCACCAUUCACAGUUAACUGUGACAUGACUGACAAGAAUGGUGUUGGCGUGACAGUCAUCAGUCACGACAGUGAGGGUAGAACUCAUGUGAAUGGGUAUGAAGGUAAAGGUAGCUACUCACGUGACAUUCAUUACACAGGAGCGAGUCUUUCUCAGCUGGCGAAACUCACCAGUGUCUCUUCACACUGUGAGCAAUUCAUUAAAUAUAAGUGUUACAAUUCUUUUUUGCUUCUCCAUGGCUAUGCCUGGUGGGUGUCACGUGAUUCUACUAAGAUGACAUACUGGGGCGGAGCAUCACCUGGCAGUGGUAAGUGCGCAUGCGGGAUGACCAAAUCAUGUACAAACCCCAGUCUUGUUUGUAACUGUGACGCCGUAAAAUUAGCCUGGUAUGAAGACGGCGGUCUCCUGACUGACAAGACAAAGCUUCCAGUCAAACAGCUCAGGUUUGGUGAUACUGGUCAUGAUAAGGAGGAAGGUUACCAUACGCUGGGGAAAUUGAAAUGCUAUGGCGUAGCGUAA